This is a messenger RNA of Patella vulgata (common limpet), 6131 nucleotides long. Its product is annotated as protein phosphatase 1B. The record is from RefSeq and is a predicted model, not a curated record. Gene Ontology annotation, molecular function: manganese ion binding; protein serine/threonine phosphatase activity; magnesium ion binding. Gene Ontology annotation, cellular component: nucleus; cytosol. Gene Ontology annotation, biological process: protein dephosphorylation; negative regulation of stress-activated MAPK cascade. The coding region runs from base 339 to 1481 and encodes 380 amino acids. The transcript has 6 exons. NCBI's taxonomy places the organism in Eukaryota, Metazoa, Mollusca, Gastropoda, Patellidae.
CAUUCUAACUUCCGCUUCAUGAUCUGAUACCGUUUUGAACAUUUUGUACUUCUGUGUUUAGGGGGACAAAUGUGAUCAUCUAAGCAUAUGUAUUGAUUUCAAUUGAGCCUCAGGCAAUCUUGUAUUAUACCCUUUAUUUGGCAAAAUGUCGAAUUCUGACUUUGUUUGAAAAACAACUUUUCUAUUAGGUUUAAAACAGUCAUGGCGUCAACUACACAAAAACAUUUUUCGCAGUUGAGAUCCGAUUGAAACCAGCUCGCCUUGAGCUUCGCUAGGAACCAGUUUAUGGUUAAAUUGAUGUAUGCGAUUGUGAUUUAUUAGGUUUGAAAGUUUGAAAAAUGGGUGCCUUUCUUGAUAAGCCAAAGACAGAUAAGCACAAUGAAGGUGGUUGCGGUAAUGGUUUACUAUAUGGAUUAUGCAGUAUGCAGGGAUGGAGAGUCGAGAUGGAGGAUGCUCAUGCGGCUGUAAUAGGACUUCCGGGAGGACUUAAGGAUUGGUCCUUCUUCGCCGUGUUCGACGGCCAUGCUGGAGCCAAAGUAUCAGCUUACUGUGCUGAACAACUUCUUGAUCAUAUAAUCGCCAACGAAGAUUUCCGUGGUAAAAUUGAUAUCACGGAGGGGACAGAAGUACAACCAUCUAUUGAAGAUGUCAAAAAGGGGGUUAAAACUGGGUUUCUGAAACUCGAUGAAAAAAUGAGAAAAAUACCCGAAAUGGCGAGCGGGGAAGAUAAGAGUGGAUCAACUGCGAUCUGCGCGAUCGUCUCUCCUAGCCAUGUUUUCUUCGCUAAUUGUGGGGACUCCCGAGCGGUACUGUGCCGUGAAGGUAAAUGUGCGUUUGGUUCAACAGAUCAUAAACCAGUUAAUCCCAUAGAAAAAGAACGUAUUCAAAAUGCCGGAGGUAGUGUGAUGAUCCAGCGGGUCAAUGGCUCACUGGCCGUUUCUCGAGCUCUUGGAGAUUUUGAAUAUAAACAAGUGGAAGGAAAAGGUCCGUGUGAACAACUCGUUUCUCCGGAACCAGAAAUAUUUAUCAUGGAACGACAUGCAGAUGAUCAGUUCAUGGUGUUGGCUUGCGACGGAAUUUGGGACGUUAUGACUAAUGAGGAACUGUGUGCAUUUGUCCAAAGCCGAAUGCAAGUGACUUCAAGUUUAGAACAAAUUUGUAAUCAAGUAGUCGAUACAUCAUUAUAUAAGGGCAGCAGAGAUAAUAUGAGUAUCGUCAUAGUGGCAAUGAAUGGAGCACCAAAAGUUUCAGAAGAAGCACAAAAAAAGGAACAAGAAUUAGAUGAAAAAAUAGAAACUACAAUUAAAGAAAUACUGGAGACGGAACCGCAAGAAAAUCAGGACCUUCCAUAUAUUGUACAUGUUUUAGCUAAUACUUUAGAAGAAAUGUUCCCUCCUGGUGGUGGUAUAGCUUCUAAAAGAACUUUAAUUGAAACGAUCUAUCGUAGAUUACGACCCCAAGAAGAAGAAGAAGGUCAAUAGGGUUAGAUUGAAAAUAAAAUCACAUUGAAGAUGACUAAUCUAGUUAUAGUGUGAUAUACAAACAUUAGCUGAUUUCCUAAUAUGGUCAAACGUCAAAAUAAACUCUGGGAAUCGGCUUGAAGGCCUUAACACAGCCAUAUUUGUUCAACUUGUACAUUGUAUUGUAUAGGACUGAGACUAUUCAUUUAUAUAAUGAUGCACCAUUGGGGGGAGAUAACUCUAUGGUAGGGGCAAAAUAGGGCCUGCUUGAUGGACUGUUAGACAUUGCUGACCUGUUUCUGAAUCGAGUCAAAUAGAACAGGCACCUAGAAAUAUACAAGAGUGACAUUUUUCCCUCCCAGCAUGGACAGAACCUGAAUAUGUUCUGCCGUUGAACUGGUUCUUACUGCCACCUAUCAUUGUGUUAUCUCCCCUUUGAUCAACCACAGUAUCAAUAUUAGAACACAGGUGUCGCCACACUUCACCAUCAGUUGCUAGGUUAGAACAAGAUGGUGGUCAAAUGUCUGUUCUGUAAUCAUAAUAAUCACUAUAAUAUAUACUUAUCAUGUUAUUUUCAUAUUUGGGCAUUUUAUUAGCGUAUUAUUGCUCGGGUGGAAUUGCAUGGGCACAUUUUAUUAUGAAUAUUAGAUUUAUAUAGAGUGCAUGGGGUUAUCAGACAUUUUAUGCUGCUCUGUUUUAUUCUUCAAGCAUGUUACCGGGAUAUAUCGGCCUUACCCUCGUUACCUACCCAGAUAUUGCCCAAAUUCAACAUUUCAUUGGUCCCAGACCAGAAGUAAUAUUGAAGCGAUUGUUGUCACAAUUUUGACACGGUAUUUACGGUUAAUAGUAGAAGAGUAUUUUCUGUGACCAGCUUUAUUCAGGCUAGAUCAAAUAUCAGAUCCGAGGGAACAGCCUAGAUGUGUCAAAGAUGAGAAAAGGGCCAGUCUAAUAUAUUGAUAUUGACUAAACCAAUAUAUAUAUAUAUCAUAGUAUCAUAUGACAUUUGUUUGGUCCCAGUCCUCAUAUUGUAUGUAUAGUUGUUGAUUAAUCAAAAAAUUGAGAAAAGAAUCUAACUAACUUCUGAUUCUGUUUGUUUUGUUAAAGAAAAUCUGUCAUUAGUUUGGUUGGAGUUGUAUAAUGAUUGUUGGUAUAAUGUUUUAUUAUUUUAUAGUGCUCACACUCAAAUAGAUCAAAAAUACUGAUCAGUCCACUAGAAUAAUCACUCUAAAAUACUGGUAAAUCCACUAGAAUAUUCACUCUAAAAUACUGGUGAAUACACUAGAAUAUACACUCUAAAAUACUGGUGAAUACACUAGAAUAUUCACUCUAAAAUACUGGUGACUCCACUAGAAUAUUCACUCUAAAAUACUGGUGACUCCACUAGAAUAUUCACUCUAAAAUACUGGUGACUCCACUAGAAUAUUCACUCAAAAAUACUGGUCAAUCCACUAGAGUAUUCGCUCUAAAAUACUGGUCAAUCCACUAGAGUAUUCACUCUAAAAUACUGGUCAAUCCACUAGAAUAUUCACUCUAAAAUACUGGUCAAUCCACUAGAAUAUUCACUCUAAAAUACUGGUGACUCCACUAGAGUAUUCACUCUAAUAUACUGGUGAAUACGCUAGAAUAUUCACUCUAAAAUACUGGUGACUCCACUAGAAUAUUCACUCUAAAAUACUGGUGACUCCACUAGAAUAUUCACUCUAAAAUACUGGUGACUCCACUAGAGUAUUCACUCUAAAAUACUGGUGAAUACGCUAGAAUCUUGACUUGGUAGAUGGGUUGUUAAUAUGAAAUACUGGUGAAUAUUCACUCCAUGAGAAAUGUCUGUAAAUACUUAAAUCUCUAGCUGGCUAAAUGUUAAAUGUAAGAUCAGUUGAAUAAAUAAAUGAAUAUCUUUAUUUCCGCCAUUGUGAGCACUAUAAGUUAAUAAUUACAAGCUAUAAUUUAUAUAUAGAAUAAUAUUUAGUCAGCUGAUUAUCAGAUGACUUCCAUUUGUCGAACCUGUCAACACUCUUUAACCUCGUGAUUCUCGGCCAAAAUGUCUGAUUGCUUCUCACUUUAAGAUGACCUUCUACAAGAAGAAGAAAUUGUCUUUUUUCUGAAUUAUUAAAAGGGAAUUAUCAUCUAUAACUCAUGUCUGUCUAUAUUUAUUUAGGGGUAGGGUCGCUUGUCCAACCGUGUGGGUUUUCUCCAGGCCCUCCAGUUUACUCCCACUGCUAAAGACACCUACGUGCAAGCAAAUUAUUGAAAUAAAAUUGAACCAUAUGUUAAUCCCGAAAUGACCUUGUUUGUGUUGAGUGGACAUUGAAUCCGAUUUCUAUCUCUCUCUGUUGAUAUUUAUUUCAUGGAUUUAUCGAGUAUGAGCGACACCAUGUUAAAAAUCUGAAAAGGUCAUUUCUUACGCAGUAUCGAAAAAACUCAAAAGUAGACAGAAAUGGUUAGGAGAAAUAGGCAAUUUUUUUGCCAUCAAUUAUUUCCAUGGCUUUAAUACGGAACAAACCUGUAUGACUACCCUAAUUCAUUUGUUCUAGAGUGAGAUGAGUUUAAUAUACACUAUGCCUGUUCCCCAAUCCUUCAGAUAUAAACAAAAUCAAACAUUUUAGUUGGCCAGAUUCACAGGUUAACGCGUAGUGAAGGGUUUCGGAGGAAUGGUGAGGCUUGAUAUAUAUAUACAUAUAUUAUAAACAAUGCCUCAUAUGUAUAGAAAGCAUCUAGUAUGAUUAUUCUUUGUUGAAAUAAGAAAGAAAAUUUAUGAUAUAAAGAGAAAUUAUUGUUAUCCAUUUCGGUUUAUUUUAUAUUUGUUUUGUGAAACUUAACCUUGAUUUGUAGAUCACCUUAUGUCAAUUUGAGUUGAUUGAAAUGUUGUUUAUUUGAUUAGAGCCUAUAAUCUGUUUUAUUCUGUGAGCUGUAUUAGGAAUCUAAACCUGUCGAAUCAUUUCUUCAACAAUUACCCUUUCUUACGUUCCUCCAUUUUUAUACCUCCUCCAAAAUAACUUUCAUCACUUUCAUUCUGAACAAUAUCAAGAAAUCGGGAUGUAUUAGAAUAAUGUUGCCUGCUAAUUUUGUGUGCAAAGACAAAUUUAGAUAAUUGAUUUGUAAUAAGCAUAUUUAAUGAUAUAAUAAGUGUUUUCGGACAAGUCGACUUGAUUAAGAUUUUGGACAUAUUUUGUAAAAAUAAUGUCUUUUGUAGCACUACCAACGUUUUAGACGAACAUUUACAGACAGAAUUUGAUUAGCAAAAUCAACAUUUUAGGCCAAAAAUUGUACAAAUUUGACUUUUGUCGACUAGAAAAAUCAACAAUUGAGAGGAACAUUGUAAAAAUCGACCAUCAGAACCUGAUUUUUUUUAAAGUUUGUUGUAUAUUUGAAAUAUAUGAAAGUUUAUUUUGAUGUGGAACUAUGCAGAUUUAUCUGUCCUGCCAGGUGAUUGCUAGUCAGCUCGUAAAAUGAAACAGUUUUUUAUAUUAAUACUUAGUUGGUGUAUCUCUAAUCGUAGCCUAACAAAACCAGGGUCCGUUUGUACGACCACAACACUGUUAGUUGUAUAACAAUCUGAUUAAAACACAGAUCCUAUUUCUUUUCGUUUUUUAUCGUUUUACUUGUCUUUACUACACUAGGAUCUGGAAGACUUGUUAUAUAACCAGCGUUCUGCUUGAUGUGAUGGAUUAGCCAAUGACUUGGUCUGUUACGGCGAGUUCUUGGUGUGUGGUGUACGGAACUGUGGGUAUCCGACUAGAAACAUCAACACUGAUUGGUUAAUCAAAAGUCUGAUGUCAUAGGGUCAAAAGCCGCUCGUAUGACCCCUGAUGCGACGUUCCACUGGUCAGAUCUUCAUGGAGUAGAGGUCAUCGAAAGUAUAAAAACCGUAAAUGUGAUAUAGAUCUGUAUUUUAAUCAGAUUGUUUGUCUCGGCCUGAUUAGUUCAACUUGUGAGAUGUACUAGACACUCUGUCAUUAUUCUUCUCCCUACAAUUAUUACUUGGUACCAUCAACCUUAAAGGGGCAGUCCCCAGUUUCCAAAAACAAUUAAACUCGUAGAAUAUAUAACAUAUUUACCUGGUUUGAGGACUUCAAAUCAUGGAUGUAGGCAUGAUUAUCCAGUGGCUUACACAGCAUGGUAUUUGAUGACUUGUGGGCCAACUGGUCAACCCUAACAUAGAAACUGAAAGUUUGUGUUUCUUUGAAAAAGUAUCACAGCGUUUUACGUAUUUAAUAGGUCUAGCCUAGUCUUUCUUCCAGUAAAUUUUAAUAUGUGGGGCUGCUCCUUCAAAAUAACACUCCUUUAUCAGGGCCGAAUAAAGCUGGCAUGGGGGACCCCUGGUUGAAAAUAUCACAGGGUCCCCUGGUUGUAGCUCAACCAAGCCUGUCCUUUAUUCAAGGUUUAUGAUAAGAUAUCAUCUUUCAGUUCAUUGCAAGAAUUAAAACAUGUAAAACUUUCUUUAAAAAACGUAUAACAAAUGUCACUUAACGUGAACAGACGUCACGUCAUUAACGCAUGUUGACGUCAUCAACUAAAUUUUACUCAGCAGUUGCCACCAAUGGCGGCUUAAUGACAUAAAUACCAAGUUAGAUUAAGUAGUGCCGAUAAUAUUCAUUUUGUAUGUUAAUUAUUGAAUAUAAAAUUUCACAACAAACUCUGUAAUUAUUUAGAAAAUAAAUGAAUAAGUUUGAA